This is a messenger RNA of Aspergillus pseudotamarii, 2331 nucleotides long. RefSeq names its product Zn(II)2Cys6 transcription factor. Gene Ontology annotation, biological process: regulation of DNA-templated transcription. The record is from RefSeq and is a predicted model, not a curated record. The transcript is spliced from 3 exons. Lineage: Eukaryota; Fungi; Ascomycota; Eurotiomycetes; Eurotiales; Aspergillaceae. Bases 313 to 2040 code for a protein of 575 amino acids. Gene Ontology annotation, molecular function: DNA-binding transcription factor activity, RNA polymerase II-specific; zinc ion binding.
CUCCCAUCAUCAUCAUCAACUUCGCACAAUACAGACAAUCAACUGAACUUGGACAAUGGGCAUGACCUGUCAACUCGAAAGGAUCCCUGCACUGUUAGCCUUGUCAUACUGGAACCACUAAACCGAUCCGGGGUCAUCCUGUUUGUUCUCAAUUGCUGUAAGACGGACACACUAAUGUAUGCUCGGCAUCUCGCAUGGGUUACCGAUUCGAGCCAAACAUCCACACUCCUUACUUUAAUUCCAUACCACAUCAUCCACAUAACAGUGUAACUUGCCCGUGGGCCUUGUGCGACCAGCCCCGCCUUGUCCAACAUGGUCUUUUGCGGGAAGCCGAGCAAAGGUUGUGGUGAAUGCCGAUCGCGGAAGAUCCGUUGCGACCAGGCCCGGCCAACAUGCUCCCAGUGUAUCAAGGGAAACCGCGUGUGUCCCGGAUAUAGGGAUGAGUUGUCGUUGAUGUUCCGCGAUGAAAGCCAACAGGUGGUCCGGAAGGCCAAAGCCGGUACCACCGGACGACGGGCUAAAAAGUCCCCUAAAUCCACUCGCAUGCUUUCCCCAAGCGGGAGUAGCCCUCAAGAGACCACCACAUCAUCGUCCCUAACAAGUGACAUAUCGGAUUUCAACGAUCUUUCCGAUCUGUAUCCAUCGCCACCGGCGGCACAGCAAGUCGCCGGUCCCCUGUCUCCGAAAAUCGCUCCUCCUCCAUCAUACCAAUUUACUGAAGAUGAAGCCGUGUGCUUUUUCCUUCGCUUUAACGCGUGGCCCGGAGCCUGUUGGAUAAUGGAAUUUUCACCGGAUUUCUUCGUGAUUCCAGAGGUGACCCUCAGCCAGCAGGCAAUGAAGGCAAGCCUUGUUGCGGUUGGGACUGCCAUGCUUUCGCGUAUCCGACAAGAUGGGCCUCUGAAGAUUGCUGCGGAGAAAGAAUAUGGCAAUGCUCUGAAUUUGAUGUACACCGCUGUGAUGGAUGAAGAGGAGGCAAAGUCUAAUCCAACCCUCGGUGCAGUUCUAUUACUAGCCAUCUUUGAGGUCGUCACGAGUAGAGCCCCGGGAAAUAUUGAGAAAUGGACGAAUCAUAUUUAUGGCGCUGCGGCAUUACUUGAAGUGCGAGGUCCAGAGCAACUACAAGACGAAGAUGGACUGAAGCUGUUUGUUCAGUUAAGAUUUCAGAUCAUCAUUUGCUGCCUUCAAAGAGCGAUGCGGGUCCCCGAUUCCCUGAUUGACUGCUCGAAGGUUGCCAUGUUUCUGCGAACCAGGGUCGAUGUGUAUGGUGACCGUUUGAUUGGCAUCGCGGGCAGACUAUCCAAUUUACGAGCAGAUAUUAACAUGGGGUUAUUAGUUGAUCCGCAUGAGAUGCUAUCUGCCGCUUACGGCAUUGAGGCGGAGCUAAUGGGAUGGAUUGCAGCCCUACCCCCUGAGUUCUUGUACACUAAUGUUGAAAGCCCAACAUUGUCGGAACUUUCGUCCAACAUGUGGGGUCAGGGACCUCAUCCAUACAACAGCAAAUAUCACAUAUACAGCGAUCUCUGGACAUGCCAUACUUUUAACCAAUAUCGCUGUGCCCGAAUCAUUGUGAGCGAAAUCAUCCUAACCUGCCUGCGCCAACUCUCCCUCAAUGUGCCGGCAGCUGCAGUUUCCAGUGACCUUCUAGAGCACUGCACUAGACUGCGCAAUACGACGCGUCAGCUCGCGAACGACAUUUGCGCCAGCGUCCCAUACCAUUUCAGUGUGGGGAACAUCCCGAUGGGUCCCUUCGAUAGUCUCCCCGUGAAUCAGAGCUACGUCGCUGGCUUGCUUCUUCUUUGGCCACUGGUUCUCGCGGGAGCAACAGAGUCGUUGAAUCAUCCUAUGCGUAAAUGGGUGAUUUCCUGCUUUCGGCUCAUCGGCCAUAGCAUGGGCGUAGAUCAAGCCCUGGCUUUGAUUGAGGUCCUAGAGUGUGAAUCGGGAAUUUUCGACGGCGUGGGGGAUGGCGAUGACGGUGUUUUCUUCCGUGAGACUGUUUCACUAGCGACAAAUCGAGUUUUGGUAGGAACGUGGGCUUCCUGAUCACCUUCCCGCUGUUGAUAGCAUUGGACAAACUGCCGAAGGCCUAUUUACGCAUAUAUAUAUUUCAUCUUCUCUUUAUUCGAUUUAUGUUAACGACAAUACCCCAUGUUUAUUCACCUAUGAUGUCGCUUUUCUUUCGGUGUUUUUCUUUACUCCCGGGCUGACUGAUUGCGUUAGAUGCGAUCGUUGGGGAACGGCCAGCCAUAGGGUAUAUACUAGUUUUACCAGCUCCCCAAACAUGCAUGCAUAUGAGUCCUUUUGAGAAAGUAUUGUGUGAAAGUAACGCGGACG